AUGAUAGACACUCUAGAGAUCGCUGUCCAGCCAGAGAAGCAACUUGUGGGAAAUGAAGCGGUUGCAGAUUUUGGAGCCCUCAAACUUGACAUUGCAAACUCAGUAAUUACUCCUAGGAAUGGGCAAGAGCCACUGGCAGUGGAGACUGACGCAUCUGACAUAGCCGUGGCAGCAACUUUGAGUCAAGAUAAUCGGCCAAUUGCUUUUUUCUCACGGACUCUAAACAAAUCUGAGAAGCUGUAUUCAGCUGUUGAAAAAGAAGCCGUUGCCAUUGUCGAAGCCCUUCGAAAAUGGAAAUCAUUUCUUAUCGGAAGAGACUUCAGAUUAUACACAGAUCAGCAAGCUUUAUCAUUUAUCUUUGACAAGAGGCAUACAAGCAAAAUCAAGAACGAUAAAGUUAUGAGAUGGCGACUAGAGCUAACACCUUAUCAAUAUGAAAUAGUGUACCGACCUGGUAGGGAGAAUGUAAAAGCAGAUACGCUCUCUCGGGCAUGUGUGGUUCGCUGGGACAAUGCUAAGUUGUUUGAAUUACACAAAUCUCUCUGCCAUCCGGGAGUCACUCGAAUGAUUCAUUGGAUUAAAACUAAAAAUCUAAACUACACUCUGGAUGAUGUAAAAAGGAUGACGUCAGCUUGUCAAACAUGUGCAGAAGUGAAGCCAAGAUUUCACCAAUUCCAAGGCAAAUUGAUAAAGGCAACCACUCCCUUCGAACGUCUAAAUAUUGACUUUAAGGGCCCUCUUCCAUCAACAACCAGAAACCGUUACCUUUUAACCAUGGUGGACGAGUAUUCUCGUUUUGUAUUUGCUUACCCCUGUAAGGACAUUAGUUCAGCAACAGUUAUCAGAUGUUUUUCAGAUCUAUUUUUUAUGUUUGGAGCCCCGUCCUUUGUACAUUCAGAUAGAGGUUCAUCUUUCAUGUCGCAAGAGCUGACGGACUUUCUUCACAAGUACGGAGUAGCUACAAGUCAUACGACACCUUAUAACCCUAGAGGGAACUCUCAGAUUGAACGCUUCAAUGGAACAAUAUGGCGAACCAUCCUACUAGCUUUGAAAAACCACAACCUGCCAGUUCCUGCAUGGGAAGAAGUAUUACAGGAGGCACUUCACUCUGUCAGAUCUCUUUUAUGCACUGCGACAAACUGCACACCGCACGAAAGAUUCUUUAUACAUAGCAGAAGAUCUACCAAUGGAGACUCCUUACCAUCUUGGCUAUCCGCUCCUGGUUCUGUCCUGAUUAGAAAGUUUGUAAGAUCUAAUAAAUAUUAUGACCUUGUGGAACCAGUUCAACUUUUGGAAUCAAAUCCACAGUACGCUCUCGUCAGAAGAAGAGAUGAGUCAGAAUCACAAGUAUCCCUGAGACAUCUUGCACCCGCUGGCCUACCUCCUGGUGAUCUACCUCAUGAAGACAACACUACUGAGAGAGAGAUUGUUGAAAAUAUAAAUUCAGACAUUGACCACAAUGAAGUUCAAAAUGAAACUCAACAAACGGUAUCUCAGACCCCAACUUCAGAGACGGCUGUGGGGAAACUACGUCCAAAGAGGAAUGUCAAGCCUCCGUCAUAUCUAAAGGAUUACAUAUGCUAUACCUACCUUGAAAACUAG
Molecule: messenger RNA, 1602 nt
Organism: Macrosteles quadrilineatus (aster leafhopper)
Lineage: Eukaryota; Metazoa; Arthropoda; Insecta; Hemiptera; Cicadellidae
Exons: 2
Coding region: 1-1602 (533 amino acids)
Biological process (GO): DNA integration
Molecular function (GO): nucleic acid binding
Source: RefSeq, a predicted model, not a curated record